Messenger RNA from Carlito syrichta (Philippine tarsier), 998 nucleotides. RefSeq names its product olfactory receptor 3A2. Gene Ontology annotation, molecular function: olfactory receptor activity; G protein-coupled receptor activity. The record is from RefSeq and is a predicted model, not a curated record. Gene Ontology annotation, biological process: G protein-coupled receptor signaling pathway. The coding region runs from base 51 to 998 and encodes 315 amino acids. Gene Ontology annotation, cellular component: membrane. The transcript has a single exon. NCBI's taxonomy places the organism in Eukaryota, Metazoa, Chordata, Mammalia, Primates, Tarsiidae.
AGUAAGUGGACUGAAACUUCCGCUGUUGGGACAUUUCCUUACAGGAACUCAUGGAGCCAGAAGCUGGGACCAACAGGACAGCUGUUGCUGAGUUCAUUCUACUGGGCCUAGUGCAAACGGAAAAGAUACACUCUGUGGUCUUUGUACUCUUCCUCUUUGCCUACCUGGUCACAGUUGGGGGCAACCUCAGCAUCCUGGCAGCUGUCUUUGCAGAGCCCAAACUCCACACCCCUAUGUAUUUCUUCCUGGGGAACCUGUCAGCACUGGAUGUUGGAUGUAUCACUGUCACUGUUCCUGCAAUGUUGGGUUGUCUUCUGACCCACAAAUGUACAAUCUCCUAUUAUGCCUGUCUUACACAGCUAUUCUUCUUCCACCUUCUGGCUGGGAUGGACUGCUUCCUGCUGACUGCUAUGGCUUAUGACCGAUUCCUGGCCAUCUGCCAGCCCCUCACCUACAGCACCCGCAUGAGCCAGACAGUCCAGAAGAUGUUGGUGUUUGUGUCUUGGACUUGUGCCUUCACCAAUGCACUGACCCACACUAUGGCCAUAUCUACACUCAACUUCUGUGGCCCCAGUGUGAUCAAUCACUUCUAUUGUGACCUCCCACAGCUCUUCCAGCUCUCCUGCUCCAGCACCCAACUCAAUGAACUGCUGCUCUUUGUAGCAGCAGGCUUUAUGGCUGUGGCCCCCUUGGUUCUCAUCACUGUGUCCUAUGCCCAUGUGGUAGCUGCUGUGCUACAAAUUCGCUCUGCAGAGGGCAGAAAGAAAGCCUUCUCCACAUGUGGUUCCCAUCUCACUGUGGUGGGCAUCUUUUAUGGGACAGGUGUCUUUAGCUACAUGAGGCUGGGCUCAAUGGAGUCUUCAGACAAGGACAAAGGGGUUGGGAUUUUCAUGACUGUUAUUAACCCUAUGCUGAACCCACUUAUAUAUAGCCUCAGGAACUCUGAUGUUCAGGGUGCCCUGUGCCAGGUACUUUUGGGGAAGCGGUCACUGACCUGA